AUGUCUUCCAAAUCUAAGGAUGGUCAGUCAUCAGGUGGAUUUCACCAGGAAUACAUUGCGUCCCUUCGCUAUCGCAAUGAUCUCCCUCCCCCGGACAUGCCCCCCAAGUUGCUAGAUAUUCCACACGAGGGCUUGAGUCGCUUCCUCACCCCCGGUUUCGCGUCAAACUUGGCACGCCGGGAGGAGCCCAACAUUGAAGUCGAUGCUGAAGGUGGGAUGCCAAUUGACCUGGUUGGUAUUCCGGGGUUACAUUUGGGCGAUGAGAGUGCUAUUAUGGCACCCGAGAAUCCUCAGCCUAUGGAUCCCGCUGAUCUUCCCCUUCUCAUGACUAUCGAGCAACUUCGAAACCCUGCCCCGAGGAAUACCAAUGUCAGUUUCCUCCGCCGUACACAGCACAUUGGUGUCGAUCGUACUGCCGGGGAUGGCUCCCGGCCUGCACCUAUUAAAACACAGUCACGCACUGCGAAGAAGGGGAAGCCUCCCGUGGAUGACCCGAAGCAUGUUAAGAAAUUCAUCCAAAAAGGAUUCGAUAUCGCCUACCCCCAGAGCAAGCACACUGGAGAGGAUUCUGAUAGCCAAAUCCGUGGUCUUCCCCCCACAAAGGCAGAACUCAACGCCUGGGCCAACCCGGUUCACCCUGAAAACCCGAAGCUGAAGCCAGUCGGUUUCUUCCCUGUGAUGCCCGACCUGGAAGGUUUCCCAGACCCUGGUGGCUACCUUCAAUUCAAGUUUGAUAAGGCACCUUUGGCAGCUGUGGCAGGCAAGCGGGACAAGCGUAUGGACGUUGGUAUUUUGACACCAGUCGCGCCCGAGCAGCGCGUUUGCCAGGAGCAUGAAUCUAAGGUGCAUCUUCACAACACGAACCCCGCUCUUUACGCCCACCCGGGCCCAGUUCCUUAUGAUUACCAGCUCUUCCUUCCAGAGAAAUCCAGCUAUGUUAAGAACAUCGACGCAAAUAUGGAUUUGUCCAACCCAAAUCGAGACAGCGAAGACCUUUACACCAGCGAGAACGCGGAGGGCCACAAGUUCCACCGUUAUGAUCGCAUUCGAACUUACGCUACCAGUGCUCAGGUGUUCAAUACCGAGCAAAAGGACAUCGCUUUGACGCUCUACAAACCUAAGAAUGGCGACACCAGACAAUUGGCCGCUUACUACUAUCCAAUCUUAGGAAAGGCCCGCCUCAAGCCAGAGCGUUCCCGCACAAUUGCUCAGGCUGGUCUCGCUCCCACUUCCACCCAACAGGAAGAUACCGAGGAACGGGUUGACCAGAUGCAUGUGAUGAUGCGUGAUCCCAACGAGGCUGAAAUCUACAAGCGUGCUUUGACCCGUCUGCGCAUCGAUCCGAAGUUUGCAAGCAAUAUGCCACCAGAGCCUGUGAAUCAGGAAGAGGAACACCCAUUGGAGAACGAGGAGACAGAGAAGCCGGCUGAUGAGGAUACUCGCAUGAGCGAUGACGAGUAG
Molecule: messenger RNA, 1461 nt
Organism: Penicillium coprophilum
Lineage: Eukaryota; Fungi; Ascomycota; Eurotiomycetes; Eurotiales; Aspergillaceae
Exons: 2
Coding region: 1-1461 (486 amino acids)
Biological process (GO): transcription elongation by RNA polymerase II
Cellular component (GO): Cdc73/Paf1 complex
Molecular function (GO): chromatin binding; RNA polymerase II complex binding
Source: RefSeq, a predicted model, not a curated record